Messenger RNA from Callithrix jacchus (white-tufted-ear marmoset), 2634 nucleotides. Lineage: Eukaryota; Metazoa; Chordata; Mammalia; Primates; Cebidae. The record is from RefSeq and is a predicted model, not a curated record.
AGAUACAUACGUAGUUUUAUUGUGUAAUCUGACCUGAUAUGUGUUUCAAUGUGGUAAGUCCUUCUGUUUCGUGAAAUGAAUAAUUCCAUAGAAACUGAUUCAUACAUAGCUGUCUCACCGGGAUGAUGGGACAAAACACACUUAUCUUGCAACUGAGCCUCUUCAUUUGGUUUCCAGAUGCUAGCGUCACUAACAAUGUCUGUGAAGAAAAGGUUAAAAAUGGCCAACCAACACCCGAUAAUGUCUUUCCAACUGUUCCAUCAGCACUUAUUAAUAUGGUAGUAGCUGGUGUUUCAUCCCUGAGUUUCGGUGAUCAGUGUAAGUUUGUUCACUUGUUGUACUGUCCUAUUUGGUUUCCGUAUACAUUCAUGGUGUCAUGAGGGAAGAUGGUAAUUUUGUUGUAUUGUCUUUUCUGGCCUCAAUUUUAGGGUUCUGAGAUUGCUAACUGGUAUGUCCUCCUCCUUUAUGAGAUAAUUUCCUAGAUAUUGAGCAUCCCAGGGGUAUGCCUGUGCGGUAGACAUAAUGCACAUUACACACAGCUCAACCACUUCAUUUGGUUUCCAGAUGCUGCAGUGACUCACAACGUCCAUGAAGAGAAGAUGAAUAACGGCCAACCAGCACUUCAUACUGUGUUUUUAACUGCUCCACCAGGUCUUGAUGCUACUGUCACUCAAAAUGUCCAUGAACAGAAGAUGGAAAAUGGCCAACCCCAAACUGAUAAAGUCUUGUCAACUGUUCCACUAUGCCUUGGUCAUAUGACUGCAGCUGGUAUUCCAUCCAUGAGUAUCAGGGAUCUGUAUUCUACUGUUCCUCAGAAUGUCUGUGAAGAGAAGAUAGAAAAUGAACAAAUGGCACCUGAUAGAUUCUUGUCAAGUGUUAUAGAAGGGUUUAUAAAUUUCGCAGGGGCUGGUAUUCCACCCCUGAGUACUGGGGAUCAGCAUGCUACCGUCACUCACAAUAUCAAUGAAGAGAGAAUGAAAAAUGUCCAGCCCCAACCUGACGCUACCAUCACUCACAGCGUCCAUGAACAGAAGAUGGGAUAUGUCCAACCAGCACCUGACAACGUGUUGUUGACACGUCCACCACGACUUAUUAAUAUGGCAGGCACUGGUAUUUCAUCCAUGAGUACCAGGGAUCUGGGUAAGUUUGUGUAUGCUACCAAAACUUAUAAUGUCCUUAAGGAGAAGAUGGAAAAGGGCGAACCCCAACAUGGCAACAUCUCAUCAACUGCUCCAAUAGGACUUACUAAUGUGGCAGGAGCUGCUAUUCCAGCCAUGAGUACCGAUGGUCUGUAUGCCACCGUCAGUCACAAUGUCCAUGAACAGAGGAUGGAAAAUGACCAACCACAACAGGAUAACGUCUGGCCAAAUAUUCUAGCAUGGUUUAUUAAUAUGGCAGGAGCUGGUAUUCCAGCAAUGAGUACCAGGGAUCUGUAUGGUACCAUCUCUCACAAUGUACAUGAAGAGAAGAUGGAAAAUGGCCCAUCCCAAACUGGUUUUACCAUUGCUCAACAUGUCUGUGAAGAAAAGAUAAAAAGUGACAAAACAGCACCUCAUGAAUUUUUGUCAACUAUUACAGCAGGGCUUAGGAAUUUCACAGAAGCAGAUGCUGCGGUCACUCACAAUGUCCGUGAAGAGAAGAUAAAUAACCGCCAACCAGCACCUGAUAACGUCUUAUCAGGUGCUCCACCAGGGCUUGGUAAUUUGGCAGCAGCUGGAAUUUCAUCCACGAGGACCAGAGAUCUGUAUGCUGCAGUCACUCAUAAAAUCCUCGAAGAGAAGAUAAAUAACGGCCAAUCAGCACCUGAUAACCUCUUGUCAACUGCUCCACCAGGUCUUGGUAAUAUGGCAGCAGCUGGACUUUCAUCUAAGAGGACCAGAGAUCUGUAUGCUACCAUCACUCAAAAUGUCUGCAAAGAGAAGAUGGAAAAUGACCAACCAACACGUAAUAAGGUCUUGUCAACUGUUCUCCAAGGACUUCCUUAUUUGGCAACAGCUGGUCUCCCAGCCAUGAGCACCAGGGAUCAGUAUGCUGCCGUCACUCACAAUGUCCGUGAAGCCAAGAUAAAUAACGGCCAACUAGCACCUGACAAUGUCUUGUCAGCUGCUCCACCAGGUCUUGGUAAUACGGCAACAGCUGGAAUUUCAUCCACGAGGAACACAGAUGCUACCAUCACUCAAAAUGUCCGCAAAGAGAAGAUGGAAAAUAACCAACCAACACCUAAUAACGUCUUGUCAACUGUUCUGCAAGGACUUCCAUAUUUGGCAACAGCUGGUCUCCCAGCCAUGAGCACCAGGGAUCAGUAUUCUACCAUCACUCACAAUGUCCAUGAGGAGAAGAUUAAAAAUGCCCAAACGGCACCCAAUAAUGUCUUCUCAGCUAUUCCACCAGCACGUAUUAAUAUGGCAGCAGCGGGUGUUUCAUCCAUGAGUACCAGGGAUCAGUGUACGUUUGUUCACUUGGCGUGCUGUCCUACUUGGUUUCUAUAUGCAUGCGUAGUGCCAUGAGAAAAGAAUACACUGUUGUUGUACUAUCUUUACUGGCCUCAACUUUACGGUUCUCAGACUGCUAGUUGGUAUGUCCUUCUUCUUUAUGAGAUCAUUUCCUCGAUACUGAGCAUACGAGCGGUAUGCC